Messenger RNA from Rhea pennata, 752 nucleotides. It is a transcript of the gene SEC11C, whose product is annotated as SEC11 homolog C, signal peptidase complex subunit. The coding region runs from base 57 to 590 and encodes 177 amino acids. Gene Ontology annotation, cellular component: signal peptidase complex; membrane. Gene Ontology annotation, molecular function: serine-type endopeptidase activity. The record is from RefSeq and is a predicted model, not a curated record. The transcript has 6 exons. NCBI's taxonomy places the organism in Eukaryota, Metazoa, Chordata, Aves, Rheiformes, Rheidae.
GCAGUGGCGGGCCGUGGCUGCGGGUGCGCCGCGCCGCGCCGCGCGCCUUCGCCGCCAUGGAUCUCUUCGGGGACCUGCGGCGCAUGAACAAGCGGCAGCUGUAUUACCAAGUCUUAAAUUUUGCUAUGAUAGUAUCUUCUGCCCUUAUGAUAUGGAAAGGGCUGAUUGUCAUUACUGGAAGUGAAAGCCCUAUCGUUGUGGUGCUCAGUGGCAGCAUGGAACCAGCUUUUCACAGGGGAGACCUGUUGUUCUUAACAAAUUUCCAUGAUGACCCAAUCAGAGCUGGUGAAAUAGUUGUUUUUAAAGUUGAAGGCAGAGACAUUCCAAUAGUUCACAGAGUAAUCAAAAUUCAUGAGAAAGAAAAUGGGGACAUCAAAUUUCUGACUAAAGGUGAUAAUAAUGAAGUCGAUGAUAGGGGCUUAUACAAAGAAGGUCAGAACUGGUUAGAGAAGAAAGACGUUGUUGGAAGAGCAAGAGGAUUUUUGCCUUAUGUUGGUAUGGUAACUAUAAUAAUGAAUGACUAUCCAAAAUUUAAGUAUGCUCUUCUGGCAGUAAUGGGAGCAUAUGUACUACUGAAACGUGAAUCCUAAAUAAAAAAAAUUUAAAAAGAAGAGAGUGCGCCACUUUUCCAAGAAUGAAGUUAAAUAUACUGGGAAAAUAUAUAUAUAUUUCAGAUGUUUUAAUUUCUAUAUACAGUUACAAAACUGCAAACUUUUGUCUUGUCUAAAUAAACUGUACAGCUAAUGAGUAAA